Messenger RNA from Rattus norvegicus (Norway rat), 2034 nucleotides. It is a transcript of the gene Aldh2, whose product is annotated as aldehyde dehydrogenase 2 family member. The coding region runs from base 93 to 1652 and encodes 519 amino acids. The record is from RefSeq and is marked validated. Gene Ontology annotation, cellular component: mitochondrion. Gene Ontology annotation, molecular function: retinal dehydrogenase (NAD+) activity; oxidoreductase activity; succinate-semialdehyde dehydrogenase (NAD+) activity. Lineage: Eukaryota; Metazoa; Chordata; Mammalia; Rodentia; Muridae. Gene Ontology annotation, biological process: ethanol catabolic process; liver development; response to estradiol. The transcript has 13 exons.
AGUCGCCGGUUGCUCCGCUAGGCUCCUCUCUGCUCGGUUCGGCUCGCCCUGCUCAGCUCUGCUCAGUUCUGCUAAGCUCCGCUCAGUUCAGCAUGCUGCGCGCCGCACUCAGCACCGCCCGCCGUGGGCCACGCCUGAGCCGCCUGCUGUCCGCCGCCGCCACCAGCGCGGUGCCAGCCCCCAACCAGCAGCCCGAGGUCUUCUGCAACCAGAUCUUCAUUAACAAUGAGUGGCAUGAUGCUGUCAGCAAGAAAACAUUCCCCACCGUCAACCCUUCCACGGGGGAGGUCAUCUGCCAGGUAGCCGAAGGGAACAAGGAGGACGUAGACAAGGCAGUGAAGGCCGCUCGGGCAGCCUUCCAGCUGGGCUCGCCCUGGCGCCGCAUGGAUGCAUCUGACAGGGGCCGGCUGUUGUACCGAUUGGCUGAUCUCAUCGAACGGGACCGGACCUACCUGGCGGCCUUGGAGACCCUGGACAACGGCAAGCCUUAUGUCAUCUCCUACCUGGUGGAUUUGGACAUGGUUCUGAAAUGUCUCCGCUAUUAUGCUGGCUGGGCUGACAAGUACCACGGGAAAACCAUUCCCAUCGAUGGCGACUUCUUCAGCUACACCCGCCACGAGCCUGUGGGCGUGUGUGGACAGAUCAUUCCGUGGAACUUCCCGCUCCUGAUGCAAGCCUGGAAGCUGGGCCCUGCCUUGGCAACUGGAAACGUGGUGGUGAUGAAAGUGGCCGAGCAGACACCGCUCACUGCACUCUACGUGGCCAACUUGAUCAAGGAGGCAGGCUUCCCCCCUGGUGUGGUCAAUAUUGUUCCUGGAUUCGGCCCUACCGCCGGGGCUGCCAUCGCGUCCCACGAGGAUGUGGACAAAGUGGCCUUCACAGGUUCCACUGAGGUUGGUCACCUAAUCCAGGUUGCCGCCGGGAGCAGCAAUCUCAAGAGAGUAACCCUGGAACUGGGGGGAAAGAGCCCCAAUAUCAUCAUGUCAGACGCUGACAUGGACUGGGCUGUGGAACAGGCCCACUUUGCCCUGUUCUUCAACCAGGGCCAGUGCUGUUGUGCGGGCUCCCGGACCUUCGUGCAGGAGGAUGUGUAUGAUGAAUUCGUGGAACGCAGUGUGGCCCGGGCCAAGUCUCGGGUGGUCGGGAACCCUUUCGACAGCCGGACGGAGCAGGGGCCGCAGGUGGAUGAGACUCAGUUUAAGAAGAUCCUGGGCUAUAUCAAGUCAGGACAACAAGAAGGGGCGAAGCUGCUGUGCGGUGGGGGCGCCGCCGCAGACCGUGGUUACUUCAUCCAGCCCACCGUGUUCGGAGACGUCAAAGAUGGCAUGACCAUCGCCAAGGAGGAGAUCUUCGGACCAGUGAUGCAGAUCCUCAAAUUCAAGACCAUUGAGGAGGUUGUGGGGCGAGCCAAUAAUUCCAAGUACGGGCUGGCUGCCGCUGUCUUCACAAAGGACCUGGACAAGGCCAAUUACCUGUCCCAAGCUCUGCAGGCUGGGACUGUGUGGAUCAACUGCUACGAUGUGUUUGGGGCCCAGUCCCCAUUUGGUGGCUAUAAGAUGUCGGGGAGUGGCAGGGAGCUGGGCGAGUAUGGCCUGCAGGCCUACACGGAAGUGAAGACGGUCACCGUCAAAGUGCCACAGAAGAACUCGUAAAGUGGUGUGCAGGCUUCUUCAGCCAGCGCCCGAAAACCCAACAAGAUCCUGAGAAAAGCCACCACCAAGCACACUGCGCCUGCCAAGAGAAAACCCCUUCACCAAAGCCUGCCAAGAGAAAACCCCUUCACCAAAGCGUCUUGGGCCAAGAAAGUCAGGAUUUGAUAAACAGGGCAGGGUUGGUGGGCGGUGUUUGGGGAGCGUCCCCAGUAAACUGGGGAAGGGAGGAGCUCUGUGCAGACCACCCACACGCACGCACACGCUCACGGGUCCUUCUGUGCUGGAUGCUGGGUUCCACCCUCAGUGCUUAAACAAAUGAGCAAUAAAAAUCAGCAGAUAAAGCCUCAGGGUCAGUUCUCUGAGCCCUAAGUUCUGAGUCUUA